Messenger RNA from Sphenostylis stenocarpa, 1626 nucleotides. Lineage: Eukaryota; Viridiplantae; Streptophyta; Magnoliopsida; Fabales; Fabaceae. The record is from the annotation of a GenBank genome assembly.
AUGGGAAGCAAAUUUUUGCUCCAUCUGUUGCUUUGUGCUGUUCUGGUUCUGCUGAGUGUGUCUCUUUCACAAGGAGAAGAUGCAUACAAGUAUUACACGUGGACCGUGACAUAUGGAACUCUUUCUCCACUAGGUAGUCCUCAACAGGUCAUUCUUAUCAAUGGUCAGUUUCCUGGGCCUCAACUGGAUUUGGUAACUAAUGACAAUGUUGUGCUCAACCUUGUCAACAAGUUGGACGAACCGUUUCUUCUUACUUGGAAUGGCAUCAAACAAAGGAAAAACUCAUGGCAAGAUGGGGUCCUAGGAACCAACUGCCCUGUUCCUCCAAACUCAAAUUACACGUACAAGUUUCAGGCCAAGGAUCAGAUUGGAACCUACACAUACUUUCCAUCAACUUCACUGCAUAAAGCAGCUGGAGGGUUUGGAGGACUCAAUGUGUACCAUAGAUCUGUCAUCCCAGUUCCUUAUCCAUACCCUGAUGGAGAUUUCACUCUUCUCGUUGGUGAUUGGUACAAGAUCAACCACAAGGCAUUAAGGGAGUCUUUGGAUUCUGGAAAAUCUCUUGCCUUUCCCGAUGGUCUUCUUAUCAAUGGUCAGACUCACACUACCGUAAAUGGUGACCAGGGAAAGACCUAUAUGUUCAGGAUCUCAAAUGUGGGCAUGUCAACAUCAAUAAACUUCAGAAUUCAGGGUCACACUCUGAAGCUAGUUGAGAUUGAAGGAUCACACAUUGUCCAGAAUGUAUACGACACACUUGAUGUGCACGUUGGACAAUCAGCUGCUGUGUUGGUAACCUUAAAUCAGCCUCCAAAGGACUACUACAUUGUUGCCUCAACAAGAUUUUCCAAAAAAAUUCUCACAGCAACGGCAGUGUUACAUUAUUCAAACUCUAAUUCCCCAGCUUCUGGACCCCUGCCUAGUCCCCCCAUUCACCAAUAUCACUGGUCCGUGAAGCAAGCUAGAACCUACAGAUGGAAUCUGACAGCAAAUGCUGCGAGGCCUAACCCUCAAGGGUCAUACCAUUAUGGAAAAAUAACUCCUACAAAGACAAUUGUAUUGUCCAAUUCCGCUUCUUUGAUUAAUGGAAAACUGCGUUACACUGUCAACAAGGUGUCCUAUGUUAACCCUGACACCCCUCUCAAGCUUGCUGAUUACUUCAACAUUCCCGGAAUCUACAGUGUCGACUCAAUCCAAAGCCUUCCUUCUGAUAACACUCCCACAUCCGUAGCCACCUCCGUAGUGCCAACUUCUCUCCACGAUUUCAUUGAGGUCGUUUUCCAGAACAACGAAAACACCAUGCAGUCUUGGCAUCUUGAUGGUUAUGACUUCUGGGUGGUGGGUUAUGGUUUUGGUCAGUGGACACCAGCCAAGAGAAGAACCUAUAAUCUAGUUGAUGCCCUGACCAGACACACUGCACAGGUUUAUCCAAACGCUUGGACUAGCAUCUUGGUGUCCUUGGACAACCAAGGAAUGUGGAAUCUGAGGUCUGCAGUAUGGGAAAGGCAGUAUCUUGGGCAACAGUUAUAUCUGAGGGUUUGGACUUCUGAGCGAAGCCUUGCCAAUGAAUAUGAUAUUCCCAACAAUGUGUUGCUUUGUGGCAAAGCUGUUGGACAUAACAAUCCCUAG